Colletotrichum lupini is the source of this 288-nucleotide messenger RNA. RefSeq lists its product as uncharacterized. NCBI's taxonomy places the organism in Eukaryota, Fungi, Ascomycota, Sordariomycetes, Glomerellales, Glomerellaceae. The record is from RefSeq and is a predicted model, not a curated record. The coding region runs from base 1 to 288 and encodes 95 amino acids. The transcript has a single exon.
AUGCAGUCCUCCCGCUUCCAGUCCAUCACCUCCCGCUUCUCUCCGAGCACACUCAGAACCACCUUCCGCCGCUCGUCAUCAGCAUCGUCCCGUGCCAGCAGCGACCGAGGCUCCUUUACUACCACGGCAUCGUCUCCCGUCAGCACAAUCAACAGCAUCGUCUUCCGUCAGCCCUCGAUGCUUGACCUCGAGGAAGAGCGCAAGAGCUUCGGAAGCGAGCUCAGCAUUCUUGAGCCACGCCCUGUUCUCUACUUUGGCAGCGUCGAGGAGCGUAUUGGAUCACUAUAA